UGCCAGUUCGUUGAAUUCAAAGCUGUGGGCACUUGGAGAGGACGCCGUUGGUUACUAAGCAGGUCAUUUACACCCGAAUACGUUGAAAUAAGUGCCAUAAACACUAGCUAUAUACAUGUUAGUCGCGUUACAGAGAAUUUGGUAUUUGUCUCCAGCAAGAAAAACCAGCUAGCAAGUAUUCGUUGAUUGAUCCUCUGUUCCCCAACUGAGGUCAACAUGUCUGUUGCCAAGGAGGAGGCUUUAUCCCCAGAUGAGCUGAGGAAGAGGCUUUACCAAACCUUUAAGAAUCGAGGAGUGCUUGACACACUUAAAACGCAGCUUCGUAAUCAGUUGAUCCAUGAAUUGAAGCACCCCAUCUUGAGUGGAGAAACUGUUCCCAGGCCAGUCCCUAUGAAGUCAGACUCUGUCCUGGUCACUGCUUCUAACAGUCUGGUGGUAGAUCAUCUGAGGAAUUCUGGGUAUGAGUACACCCUGUCUGUGUUCUACCCUGAAUGUGGCAUGGGCAAAGAUAAGAUUUUCACUUCAAGAGACCUUCUUCAACUUAUGAAAAUCAGCCCGCCGUCACCCCUUUACAAAUCUCUGGCAUCAAGCACACAGAAAGAUAAUAAGGGUUUCCUGAUGAGUCUCCUGAUAGAAUUAACAGACCAUCAUCUGCAUGGAGAACGAUGUGAUGCUGAGACUCAGACCACCACUAUGCCAGCUUAUAGAGAAUCUCUUGUUGACAAGAUGAAAAUGAUCGAUGAGGAGUAUGAAGCUCUCCGCUACAAAGGGGACAAGUGGGUGUCCUAUGAAUCUAAGCUUGCUGCAUAUCGAAAAGAAGUUGAAGCACAGGUUCAAGCAGAAAUGAAUGCAAAGCUGCAACAUUAUAAAGAUGUGGAAAUAGCCAAAGUGAAGAUGGAGGAAAAAGAUAAAUCUCGCAAAGAGAUUUUGCAGCUGAGGCAGGACAUGGAGAGGACUUAUAAGAUGAAGUCAGAGGCAUUGAUCAAUAGGGAGAAGAACGCCAUCGAUCGAUUACAGAAACAACAAGAGAUUGAGGAGAAAGACGUCUAUAUGCAGAGACAAGCUGUGUUGAAAGAAAUAGAAACUGUGCGGAAUAGAGAAGCUGAGCUGAGGUUAAGGAUGGAGGCUUUUGAAAAGACUUGCAAAAUACAGGAAGACAAGACCAAGACCAUGGAGGACCUGCUGAGAAGAAGAGAGUUUGCAGUGAAGAUGACGGAGGACACCUAUGACCAAAAGCUGAAGAAUGAGCUUUCAAGAUAUCAGCUUGAGUUGAAUGAAGAGUACAUCAAAAGGACCGAAACACUCACAGAGAAUGAGAAAAGAACCAAAGUGGAGACUAUUCGUAUGCAGAAGGAGUCGGCUGCAAUCGAUGCCAAGCUAGAGGAACACCGCAGAGCUUGUGCGGAGUUGAGACAAUUGCAGAUGGAGCUGGACACGUCCCAGUCUCAGUUCUCUCUGCUAACGCAGCAGAAUGAGCUGCUGAGAGAGAGGCUGGAGACCAUGAAUGACUACCCCACCCUGAGGCGAGAGAGGGUGGAGCAGCAGGCCCAGUUCAGGCUGCUGAAGAAACAGCUGGAGGAAGCUCAGGAGGAGAACCAGCGCCUACGGGCAGAUCUGGGCAGGCCGUCGGUGGAGCAGCUGGCGUUACAGACGGAGCUGAGGAGGCUGGAGAGUGCCAGGAGGCUGUCGGAGGAGGAGUUUGACAGCCACAGACAGGUGCUGCAGGCCCAGCUCCAUAAUGAGGUGGAGCGCUCUGCCCAGUUGAAGGCCCAGCUCAUAGAAUGUGAGGAGAGGACUCAGUGGAUGACCACCCAUGCAGAAGACAUCAAGAUGCAGCUCCGACAAACACAACUAGCUCUAGAAAACGAGGUCCUGCGUAACCCUAAGCCCUCCCUAGUGGACCGCUCAGUGCUGGAGCUCAGUCCUGAUAAACUAGUGCCCCCUGAUAUCUAUGUGGACAGAGGUGUCCUGAGAGCCUGGGCAGCGGGUUAUGAUGAUGUGUGUGAAGCAGGUGUGAUGCCCUCUCGAGGGCGCAGGCCUCGCUGGGGGCGGAGCAGCUCCCUAGACUCUGACGCUGAGCUGGUGGCCGGGGCCAAGGCCAGGAUCAGAGAGCUGGAGAAGGAGGCGGAGACGCUGGAGGAAGCUUACAGGAACUACCAGCAGAGGGCGGUGUCUCACAUGCUGCCCCCGCGAUGUCUCUCAACCCAACGAGCACCGGUAUCACCCCGCCCUCACUCACCUCAGAGGCAACAUAUCUCUCACCAACGCCCUCGCUCGCCCCAAAGACAACAAGUCACCCCCCACCCUCGCCCCCACUCACCCCAGCAUCCACAGGUCUCACACAGACCUCUCUCCCCUCAACGACAACCCCCUCCCCAGCGUACUAGAGUCCCCACCUCUCCCCAGCCCAGAGUGACCUUCGCUGAAGACCAGGCCCAGCAUCAGUACCCUGGUCCAGGGAGUGGAAGGGACAUCCAGUCCCUGGACUUCAGUGAGGCCCGGUUUUCAGGAGACAGACGCCCCCAGGAAGGCAGCUCCUCUCCCCCUAGACGCCUGUCUUCCACACCCCUCUCCCUCUCCAGGAGGCAGCUUCACACAGAGCCUGUGGAAGAGGCUGAGGUAUCGUCUGUGGCGUUUCCUGUGCUGUCUCCUGAGAGGCAGCUCUCCCCCCUCCCCCUGCUCCACGGAGAGGUGGCGUGCGCAGGGGAUUUUACCUCCAAUCUCUCCCCACCUCUCAGCCCUCAGCUCAGGAGCACCGCACGAGGCCAAUGCAGUCCACCACAGGUACAGCAAAUCAUCUUCUCCAGUUCAGAGUCAGAGUCUUCCCCUCAGCCUGAGAAGAUAACCAUUGAAGAUCUCACAGAGCCUUUGCCAGAGCCCAGACACAUUCCAGAGCUGCUCCUGGACACGGCAGGCCCUGAGGAGGAGGCCCUUGAUGGGCCCCUGACUGUCCCCCCAUCUCGGGCCCCUUGGGACCUCACAGAGACUCAGCUGCAGGGGGAAGUUCAACAAACUCUGGAUGAACCUGCCAGACAGGAGGAGGAAGAGGAGGAGCUGAGGUGGGAGCGAGAGAGGAGAGAAAGAGAAGACAAGCGACGGAGGGAAAAGGAGGAAGCCCAGGAGAGGGAGCUGAGAGAACUGGAGAGAUUGGAGCAAGAAAGGCUAUUGGAAGAAGUGCAGCAGUAUGAAGAGGUGGGGGAAGAUGAGGAGAGAGGAGGGCAGGAAGAACCGAAGGAGGCAGAAGAGCCUCAGGAGGAGAAAGCCCCGUCCUCAGACAAAGAUCCACUCCAGAAGUACAUGAAGAUGAUCAUGGAGCAAAGACGGAGUCAGCAUGUACAGAGCCCUGCUGGUAGAGAGGAGCCAGAACACAGGAGCCCUGAGGCCAAGAGUUUGUCUGAUGAGAAAGAUGACAGCGUUGCUUUCUCACAUGAAGAUGCAGAUGAGUUCUGGUGAGGUGGUACAGAGUGUGAAGACGUGUGUGAGAAAGGUGCAAUACUACUGUACGUCUUACUUUAUUGUUUUUUUGUAUAAAUGUCAGUCUUGGUUCAUUAACUAAUAAACCUUCGAUUUAUAAAUGA
Coregonus clupeaformis (lake whitefish) is the source of this 3578-nucleotide messenger RNA. RefSeq names its product OFD1 centriole and centriolar satellite protein (gene ofd1). The record is from RefSeq and is a predicted model, not a curated record. The transcript has 22 exons. Lineage: Eukaryota; Metazoa; Chordata; Actinopteri; Salmoniformes; Salmonidae. Gene Ontology annotation, molecular function: protein binding. Gene Ontology annotation, biological process: epithelial cilium movement involved in determination of left/right asymmetry. Bases 217 to 3453 code for a protein of 1078 amino acids. Gene Ontology annotation, cellular component: centrosome; ciliary basal body.